Eremothecium gossypii ATCC 10895 is the source of this 1551-nucleotide messenger RNA. It is a transcript of the gene VMA2, whose product is annotated as H(+)-transporting V1 sector ATPase subunit B. The record is from RefSeq and is marked provisional. Gene Ontology annotation, molecular function: ATP binding; proton-transporting ATPase activity, rotational mechanism. Gene Ontology annotation, biological process: proton transmembrane transport; ATP metabolic process. Gene Ontology annotation, cellular component: proton-transporting V-type ATPase, V1 domain. The coding region runs from base 1 to 1551 and encodes 516 amino acids. Lineage: Eukaryota; Fungi; Ascomycota; Saccharomycetes; Saccharomycetales; Saccharomycetaceae. The transcript has a single exon.
AUGAUUUCGGACAAUGAGUUGUUUGCGCUGAACAAGCAGGCUGCGACUGCAGGGCUUAAGGCCAAACCAAGAAUCAGUUACAACACUGUGGCGGGUGUUAAUGGGCCUCUUGUUAUUUUGGAGCGUGUAAAGUACCCGCAGUACAAUGAAAUCGUCAACCUAACCCUACCAGAUGGGUCUAUUCGGCAGGGACAAGUGUUGGAGGUGAGAGGGGACCGUGCAAUCGUGCAGGUGUUCGAGGGCACGUCGGGUAUCGACGUGAAGAAAACGACAGUGGAGUUCACAGGCCAGAGCUUGAAGAUUCCGGUGUCUGAUGACACGCUGGGGCGGAUCUUCGAUGGAUCUGGUAGGCCGAUCGACAACGGCCCCAAGGUGUUUGCUGAGGACUACGUUGAUAUCAAUGGGUCGGCCAUCAACCCGUAUGCGCGUAUCUACCCCGAAGAAAUGAUUUCGACGGGUAUUUCGGCCAUUGAUACGAUGAACUCCAUUGCUAGAGGGCAGAAGAUCCCUAUCUUUUCUGCGUCUGGUCUGCCUCACAACGAAAUCGCGGCCCAGAUCUGUAGACAGGCCGGUCUGGUGCGUCCAACGAAGGAUGUGCACGAUGGUCACGAGGAUAACUUCAGUAUCGUUUUUGCUGCGAUGGGUGUCAAUUUAGAAACCGCCAGGUUCUUCAAGCAGGAUUUUGAAGAAAACGGUUCCUUGGAGCGGACCUCACUGUUUUUAAACUUGGCUAACGACCCAACGAUUGAAAGAAUUAUUACGCCCAGACUCGCCCUAACUACGGCAGAGUAUUUGGCUUACCAGACAGAGAGACAUGUGCUGACCAUCUUGACCGACAUGUCCUCCUAUGCUGACGCGCUAAGAGAGGUUUCGGCUGCGAGAGAGGAGGUUCCUGGUAGACGUGGUUACCCAGGUUACAUGUACACCGAUUUAUCCACUAUCUACGAAAGAGCCGGAAGAGUUGAGGGUAGAAAUGGGUCUAUCACUCAAAUUCCCAUUCUAACCAUGCCGAACGACGAUAUCACUCACCCAAUUCCUGAUUUGACAGGUUAUAUUACGGAAGGACAGAUAUUUGUCGAUCGCCAGCUGUCAAACAAGGGUAUAUACCCACCUAUUAACGUUUUGCCGUCUUUGUCACGGUUGAUGAAGUCUGCUAUCGGUGAGGGUAUGACCAGGAAAGACCAUGGCGAUGUUUCGAACCAGCUUUAUGCGAAGUACGCCAUCGGGAGAGAUGCUGCUGCUAUGAAGGCCGUUGUGGGUGAGGAAGCAUUAUCCAUGGAAGAUAGACUAUCUCUGGAAUUCUUGGAGAAUUUUGAGAAAACAUUUAUCAGUCAAGGCGCUUAUGAAAAUAGGACUAUCUUUGAAUCUUUAGACCAUGCAUGGUCACUGCUACGUAUCUACCCUAAGGAAAUGCUGAACAGAAUUUCGCCUAAGAUCUUGGAUGAGUUCUACAAUAGGGCAAGAGAUAGCGAUGCCGACGACGCCGACGACGAUGAGGAAGACGAUGACUCCGAUGAAUCGCAUCAGGAGGCGGAGCGGAGUCUCAUCUGA